AUGUGUUGUUGGUGGUAUUCACAGCAGCGUGUAUCUGUUUUAUUACGUGCAUAUCUCUCGUGCUCGGAAGACAUCAGGCACGGAAUACAAAGAGUGGAGGAGGCGAUCGAGGGGUUGGACAUCGGCAUUCUGAUAAACAAUGCGGGGGCGACGUACCGGAGGGCGUCGUAUUUCGACGAAGCAGAGGAAAGGGUGUUGGGGGAGGUGGUGAGGGUGAAUGUGGAGGGAACAAGUUGGAUGAGUAGGGUUGUGAUGAAGGGGAUGGUUGAGAGGGGACGAGGUGCGGUUGUCAAUGUUGGGUCUGGUGCUGCUUGUGUGCUUCCUUCAUUUCCCCUCUACACUGUUUAUUCCGCUACCAAAGCGUAAGUU
Molecule: messenger RNA, 369 nt
Organism: Asparagus officinalis (garden asparagus)
Lineage: Eukaryota; Viridiplantae; Streptophyta; Magnoliopsida; Asparagales; Asparagaceae
Product: very-long-chain 3-oxoacyl-CoA reductase 1-like
Exons: 3
Coding region: 1-366 (121 amino acids)
Cellular component (GO): endoplasmic reticulum
Molecular function (GO): ketoreductase activity
Source: RefSeq, a predicted model, not a curated record